Molecule: messenger RNA, 3352 nt
Organism: Oryzias melastigma (Indian medaka)
Lineage: Eukaryota; Metazoa; Chordata; Actinopteri; Beloniformes; Adrianichthyidae
Product: ras-related protein Rap-1b
Exons: 8
Coding region: 481-1035 (184 amino acids)
Biological process (GO): negative regulation of synaptic vesicle exocytosis; cellular response to cAMP; Rap protein signal transduction
Cellular component (GO): plasma membrane
Molecular function (GO): GDP binding; GTPase activity; GTP binding
Source: RefSeq, a predicted model, not a curated record
UUGGUUGUGGAGGUUUGAUGGAUCAGUGAAUAAAGAUCCACUUUUCUGUGGAGCUCCGGACCUCAAGCAGAACCUCAGAAUGAGACCAUGCAGAACCGUCUCCUUCAGGCGCGCCGGCGAGGAUCUCAGAGGAAUUCAGAGAAAAGUUCAAAGCCUCAGGCGGCAUUUUUUAACCUGGAAGUUUCCCAGAGAACUCUGACUGUUAGAACUUGUUCUUCUACUGGAGAAAAGAGGAAGUGUCUGUGGGAGGAGCUUCAGAGACUCCUCCUCCUCUCUGGGGUUGCGGUUCGGGUCAUGUUCAAACCUCCAGGCGGCAAAGAUCAGCUCAGAUGAGGCGUUCACUGACGGCGGGAAAGAGGAAACUCACCUGAAAGUUUUGCUCAAAGACAGACGAGUUUUCAAAAUGAAGCAAAAACGAUGAAAACGUUCAGAAAGUCAAACCCUGACCUCUGACCCCCGACCUCAGGACACUCGGCCAGGAUGCGUGAAUACAAGCUGGUGGUUUUAGGAUCGGGAGGCGUCGGGAAGUCAGCGCUGACGGUCCAGUUUGUUCAGGGAAUCUUCGUGGAGAAGUACGACCCGACGAUAGAGGACUCCUACAGGAAGCAAGUGGAGAUUGAUGGACAGCAGUGCAUGCUGGAGAUCCUCGACACAGCAGGAACAGAGCAGUUCACCGCCAUGAGAGACCUGUACAUGAAGAACGGCCAGGGCUUCGCUCUGGUUUACUCCAUCACAGCUCAGUCCACCUUCAACGACCUCCAGGACCUCCGAGAGCAGAUCCUCAGAGUGAAGGACACGGAGGACGUUCCCAUGAUCCUGGUUGGAAACAAAUGUGACCUGGAGGUGGAGCGCGUCGUAGCCAAAGAGUCGGGGAUCGGCCUCGCCCGCCAGUGGAACUCUUGUGCCUUUCUGGAGACUUCGGCCAAGAGCAAGAUCAACGUCAACGAGAUCUUCUACGAUCUGGUCCGGCAGAUCAACAAAAAGAGUCCGGUUCCGGGAAAGACCCGUAAAAAGUCCACCUGCCACCUCCUCUAAUGACAGUGUUCUCUUCAUUCAAACAACAAACCAACCAAUCACAGGAUAUCUUCCAGCUAGCCACGCCCCUUUAACAGGAUGGUGUCAUCAUCAGCAUCUCCUCCCGCCGUGCCGCCCCACCGCUGCCUCGGACGGUGGCGGCGAAAUGACGAUGAUUAGGGAUUGUGGCCCAGAUUCAAACUGCAUUUCCCAUCAUGCUCUCCUGAGCCGGAGAGAAACCUCUUUCUUUUUGGUUUUAAAUGUUCUUUUUUUUUUCCUGCUGCAGCGUUCGCCAUGUGAGCGCCGCAGUUACCAUGGUAACGGCAUGGUGUGGUCACACCUGUGGAUUCUUAUCAGUGAUUAUGAUUACAGUGGAUGUUGUUCUGUGUGAAUUGAUUCAAAGUUGGUGAAUGUUUCUGCUUUUAUUUUCUCGGGUCCGAGGGGGUUGGCGGCGCCGGUGGGGGAGGGGCAGCAGGUUGGGACGUUAGCUCACGGAUUUGCUAGCAUGGAGCUGCUAGUUUAUCCUCAUUUACGUGUAAACGUGUUCUCUCAAAAGUAUUUAUGCCUCGUUUUCCUGGUUUAUGUUCUCAUUAGUUUCUAUUUUUCUUUAUGUAUUUUUUAAAAAUCUUUUCUCUUUUUCGUUAAAUCCCUUUUGCUGAUAUUUUAUUUUAAAUGCAGAUUUUUUCAAAAGGUUCAAAGGAAUCGUUUGGCGAGGAUUAGCUUUGUUAUAAACAGAGUUUAAAGUGUUUCGUAGACUUAAAAUCAGCCUCAGAAACACUUAUGCUAGUCUAGCAAGGUGUUAGCCUAGCGAGGUGUUAGCCUAGUGAGGUGUUAGCCUAGCGAGGUGUUAGCCUAGUGAGGUGUUAGCCUCGUGAGUGGUUAGCCUAGCGAGGUGUUAGCCUAGUGAGGUUCUAGCCUAGCGAGGUGUUAGCCUAGUGAGGUGUUAGCGUCAUCUUCCUUAACUGGUCGUAUUCAGUGCAGAGAUUAACGCCGGCUGCUGCUGAAGGCGGUUCUUCAUCACAGGAUUCAGAGCCGGUUCAGUAUUUGACCUCUCGGGGUUGUUCCGCCGCACGCCGUGCUCUGGCUGUAAGCUAGCGCCCCCCGCCAGCGCGCUGAGCUCCGUCUGAACCUGCUGCUCGGGCCCCCCCGGUCCCGUACCUCUGCAUGUCUGUGAGUGUUUGGGUGUCAUGAUCUGGUUACCGAAAGUGAGGCUUCAUUCGCUGAGGAGGGGGCGUGGCUUCUGAUUAGCGUUUACUGAUCAGACGGGCGGGACAGUGAGAGUUUAACGUAGCAUGGUUGGUUGAAAUCAACCAAAAAGGGGCAGAUUGGGCUUCAUGGUGGGGGCGUGGCCUGCGAGGCAGCAGCUCCGCCUUCUGUUUGAAAGACGGCUCCAGAACCGGCAUGUCGGGCUGCUGCGAGUUCUGCAGAGCGGCUGUUCUCCGGGUUCUGGUUCGGUCAUGUAGCAGGUCGGUGGUUCUGUCAGAACUGGGCCUCUCAGAGGCGCUGGGACUCCCCCAGACUGAACCGGACUGAACCGGACUCGGCUGCUGCUUCUUUUCAUGCCGAAAUCUUUGGUUUUUUUGCCACUAGGGGGCAGCGACACGCCCAGCUUUAUCAAAGACUUCAUGUUAUCAUUUUUAUUGACGCUCAUUUAUUUUAACAGAGGCGGGGGGUGAGGGGGCGGGGUCACGGACUGCUCUUUGAAUGUAGAGACGAGUUACAGACGUUUAUGUGGAGGCCGGACUUCUGGCUGAGGGGUGUGGCCUGACGGAUGCUCCGCCUCUUUCCUUUGCUUCUCCUUUACUCAUUUCUUGAAGUGCUUCUUCUCGUGCGUGUCCAGUCUUUGUGGGGGGGUGACGUAGUGCCUGUUGGUGGUCGUCGCAUUCGGACCUGUGUGGCGUCCUGCAGCGGGCUGCAGCUGCAUCCCCCCGGUGUCAGUUCUGACCCGCAGCCGGUCUGAGCAGAACUUCUUCAACAAUCCUGAGGCCUUACGAUGAAGAAGUAGUUUGGGGCGGGGGCGGCCUCGUGGGGGUGUUCACACUCCCGUCUCCGUGCAAUAAUCAACCGGUUAAAAUGUGCCAAUCCGACCCGGUUUGUUGCACAAUGAAACCCCCAGCAGGUUCUGAACGAGUUCUGGAUGCAGCUGCAGCCCGAACGCUCCUCCACUCCUGAAUGCAGUCCUCUGUGGCACGAUGACACGCCGGGGCGCCGGAACCGGCGCCGGGAUCUGCUUUCCUUUGCAGAAGCCCACAGCGGGGGGUGGGGGGGCUGAAGCCAAAUGUAAAAUAAAAACUAAAAAGCCUUAAAUGAAUAAAAGUGGUGCACUUUUGUAACAGAA